Messenger RNA from Chroicocephalus ridibundus (black-headed gull), 2898 nucleotides. It is a transcript of the gene LMNB1, whose product is annotated as lamin B1. Gene Ontology annotation, biological process: protein localization to nuclear envelope; nuclear envelope organization; nuclear pore localization. Gene Ontology annotation, molecular function: structural constituent of cytoskeleton. Gene Ontology annotation, cellular component: nuclear lamina; nuclear envelope. The coding region runs from base 233 to 2002 and encodes 589 amino acids. The transcript is spliced from 11 exons. The record is from RefSeq and is a predicted model, not a curated record. NCBI's taxonomy places the organism in Eukaryota, Metazoa, Chordata, Aves, Charadriiformes, Laridae.
GGGCCGGGGGGGCGUGGGCCGGGCGGGGGGCUGGGCGGGCGCCGGCCAUAUUGGGUCGCGGCGCGCAGCCCGCCGGUGCGGCGGAGUCGGCGUUGCCUCGCUGCCCGCCCGCGGCGGCCACCACCACUACCUCGUCGCCCGCACGCCAGCGGCUCGGCCCCUGCCUCGGCCGUUGUCGGCUUGGCGCUGCUGUUCGCUGCGGCGGCGCCUCCCGCCUGUUUCCCGCUCCGCCAUGGAAACCUCCACGCCGGUGAAGGGCCGGGGCCGGGCCCGGGGCUGGGGCUGGGGCUGGGGCUCGAUGUCCCCCAUGCUGCCGAGCCCCGCGCGUAUGUCCCGGCUGCAGGAGAAGGAGGAGCUGCGGCGGCUGAAUGACCGGCUGGCCGCCUAUAUAGACAGGAUGCGGGGCCUGGAGUUAGACAGCAGCGUCCUGCAGGUGCGGGCCGCCGAGCAGGAGGAGAUGUGGAGCCGCGAGAUCAGCUCCGUGAAGGCGAUCUACGAGGCCGAGCUGUCCGACGCCCGCCGGGCGCUUGACGACACGGCCCGGGAGCGGGCCAAGCUGCAAAUCGAGCUGAGCAAGAUCUGCGCCGAUUACGAGCGGUUGCUGAGCAGCUGUGCAAAAAAGGAAUCUGACCUUAAUGGAGCCCAAGUCAAACUUCAAGAGUGUGAAGCAGCCCUCAGUUCUAAAGAAGUUGCCCUGGCUACAGCCCUUGGUGAUAAGAAAAGUCUGGAGGGAGAAAUUAAGGAUUUAAAAGAUGAAAUUGUACAGCUUGAAACUACUUUAGCUGUUACCAGGGAACACCUUGCAAAUGAGACCUUACUGAAGGUGGAUCUUGAAAACCGUUGUCAAAGUCUCAUUGAGGACUUGGAAUUCCGUAAAAAUAUGUAUGAGGAGGAAAUCAAAGAAACUAGAAGGAAACACGAAACUCGCUUAGUUGAGGUUGAUUCUGGGCGUCAAAUUGAGUAUGAACAUAGACUGUCCCAAGCCCUUAAUGAAAUCAGAGAGCAGCAUAAUGCACAAAUGAAGCUGUACAAAGAAGAGCUUGAACAGACUUAUUGUGCCAAACUUCAGAAUGCUAGACUGUCCUCUGAGAUGAGCAGUGAUGCAGCCAACUCUGUAAGACAAGAACUGAAUGAGUGUCAUGUAAGAAUUGAGACUCUGUCUGCCCAUGUUACUAGCCUUCAGCAAGAGUCUAGAGCAUGGCAAGAUAGAGUGCAAGAACUUGAGGAAACCUUGGCCAAGGAACGGGAAAACUGUCGCAAAAUAAUGAUUGAGAAAGAUAAGGAAAUAGUAGACAUAAGAAGUCAGAUCCAGGAGCAGCUGAGUGACCAUGAAGAACUCCUGGAUGUUAAACUGGCACUUGAUAUGGAAAUCGAAGCAUAUCGGCAACUGCUUGAGGGUGAAGAGGAGAGGUUAAGACUUUCUCCAAGCCCAUCUUCCCAAGUGUCAGUUUCAUGGGCUUCAUCAAGCCAUAGUGUGCGUACAACCAGAGGGAAGAGGAGGAGGAUUGAUGUGGAGGAAUCUGAAGCCAGCAGUAGCGUUAGCAUUUCCCACUCAGCUUCUGCCACUGGAAAUGUCUCUAUUGAGGAGACAGACGUUGAUGGAAAAUUCAUCCGCUUGAAGAACACCUCUGAACAGGAUCAGCCUAUGGGAGGUUGGGAGAUGAUCCGAACAAUAGGAGACACUUCUGCUAGUUACAGAUAUGCCUCAAGAUAUAUAUUAAAGGCAGGCCGGACUGUUACAAUCUGGGCUGCAAAUGCUGGAGUAACUGCUAACCCUCCGACUGACCUCAUCUGGAAGAACCAGGAUUCCUGGGGCACUGGCGAAGAUGUGAAAGUUGUGCUGAAGAAUUCUCAGGGAGAGGAGGUUGCUCAGAGAAGCACUGUCUUUAAAAGAACUAUACGUGAAAGGGAAGAGGAAGAAGUUGAGGAAGAAACAGAUGAAGGUCUGGAGGAGGAAAGCCAGGAGAUGGACCUAUCUAACACAACCUGUGUGAUCAUGUAACUUCCAGUCAGCCAGGUUCCUCAAAUCAUGGUAAUCCUUCCCUACAGAACAGAGCGUUCUUGGAAGCACAACGUAUUUUUGUAUUUUCUGUAUGUGAAUCUUUAAGCUGCGAGUCUGAAGGCCUUAAUUUCCUUUGCCACUGAGCUUUCAACAACACUUUGCAACUGUAACUUUCUUGCAGGAUGUGAAUUGUUGACUGUGAACAAUGUACUGUUUGAAAAAUGAUGUCCCUCUCCCUCAGAUUCAUAUGCCAGUCUUUUUAUUGAAACCUUGCUGGAAUUGAAAUGUUCCACUGUUUUGGGGAUAGAUUUUUCUUAGACAACACAUUGUAGACUAGCCAGUUGCUGUUGACCUCUUUUAUAUUUAGGUGCUGUUGGGGAAGGGGAAAGCAUUUUCGAUACUACAAACUCUUUUGUACUGGAGAUUUUUUUUCUUACAACACAAUCAAGCUAUGAAACUUUGUAUUAGAAAAAGAACAGCUUUGUUAAAAAAAAAAAACAACCCAAAAUGAAAAAAAAUCACAUACAAAAAACUCCGUAGCCCAGCUGAUCAGAGGAUGAAGAUUGCAGUAAAACUCCUUAUUGGUACUCUUUUUCUUUUUUAGAUUUCUUAUUCUGGAGGUGGAUUCAUGUUAAACACUUUAGUUGUGUUGCUAAGGUAGUGUAACCACCUUAAAUUUUCUACAUAACUUUUUAACAAAUAGAAGGCUGUUUUAAUAUGGAUUGUCUUGCUUGUGGACAGUUUGUAGGAAAAAAAUCCACUUCUAGGGGUCUAGUCAACAUUCGUAUGGAAAACAAUUGAAAGUGUCAAUGUGGAAAGUUUUCCUGUUCUUUCUGCAUUAAUCUAAUGUCUGAAAAAGUUUUGAAUAAAGUGUCUCUGUCUAAGAUGUUAUCAAU